UUCAACCAUGGGGACCAGAUUGUUACUGCCCUGUUUUCUGGUUCUGCUGUCAUGUGCACUCUGCCAUGCUGGGUCUGCCGGGAAAGAGUUUGCCACCGCCUUCAUGCAGAACUUCCUGCCACGCUAUGGGAAAGCCCGCCUCCAGAUCCAGAUCUCUGCCCUGCACGCCGACACUAAGGUGAAGGUAAGCGUGCCUUCGCUGCAUUUCGUCCAGGAGAAGACACUCGGCGCUGGGGAAGGCACCGUCAUCCAGCUGCCUGCUAACGUGGAGAUGGACGGCACCCAGAGGUCACCUAAAACGGUCCGGAUCGAGGCCAACCAGGAAGUGACGGUGGUCUCCCUAAACUUCAAGCGGUACACCGCUGACACCGCGGUGGUCUACCCCGUAUCGGAGUGGGGGACCGAAUACUAUAUCUUCACUCCCAGCUCCUCCCCCCUGGGGACCUUCAAAGAAUUCUCCAUCACCAACCACAAGCAGCGCAACACGGUCCAGAUCUUCCCCCAGGCUCCGGUGUGGUUCCAGGGAAAGUGCUAUAAACCCGGCAGUAAGAUCAGCGUGGUACUGCAGCCUUACGAGAGCCUGCAGAUCCAGGGCAUCACUAACCUCAGGAAGUGCUACCCGUUCCAUAUUGGCCACUUGCUGCCCUGGUUCUGGAGAAAGCAUUCUAAGCUCAGCAAGAUCCAGGGCAAGCAUGACCUAACGGGCAGCCGGGUGCUCUCUACUCUCCCAGUAGCAGUGUCCAGUGGCCACACCUGCACCUGGAAGUUCUCCAAAUGCAACCAUGUGUAUGAGCAGCUGAUGCCCGUCCAGAACUGGGGCAAGAAUUUUCUGGUGGCACCCCUGCACUUCCAAACCCGCUAUGACAGUAUCUAUGUUCAGGCUUCUCAGACCACACGGGUAGUGCUCAAAUCAGGCGGCAGGGAUAAGGUGCUGCGCCUGAACAAGGGUCAGGCCCAGGAGAUCCAGAUUACAAAGGACAAUGGUGUCCUCAUCACCGCCGACCAUGGCAUCCAAGUCCUUUACCUAUUCAACGGGGUCCGUGUAAGCCGUGCACUGUUGUAUGACCCGUUUCUCAUGACCGUGUUGCCCACUGACCGCUUCUGCUCCUCAUACACCCUGGACGGGCAAGCUGACUUUGACAACAAGGCCAUCUUCCUGGUUCGCAACGAUGACGUGGCUGGGCUCAGGUUUGACAACGCCCCCCUGCCCAGGAAUGUGGCAUUCCAGCGUAUAGAUGGGACAGAGUUCUCCUGGGCUGAGGUACCCUUCAAGGCUGGAGUGGGCCAUCACAGUGCCGCCCACCCCACUGCAUCCUUUGGGGUCUACAGCAUUGGUGUGAGUCAGAGGAAUGGGUAUGGAGCCCCAGCAAAAUGUGGCCAAUCAGGUGCAUCGGGCACCUGCUGGGCGAUGGGCGACCCCCACUACCGCACAUUCGAUGGCCGCAAAUUCAAUUUCAUGGGCACCUGCACCUACAUCAUUGCCAAGAACUGUCAGGCCAAUGAUGGCCUGCCCCCUUUCCAGGUUGAGACCAAGAACGAGAACCGCGGAAACAGCCGGGUCUCAUACGUGGGCCUGGUCACAGUUAAGGUCUACGGAAUCACCAUCACAGUGGCCCGCUCCGAGAAUGGACUUGUUAGGGUUGACUACAGCCUCUACAGACUCCCGGUGGUACUGGAGCACGAUAAGUUGAAGCUGUUCCAGAGGGGCCGGUCUGUGGUGAUCGAAACAGAUUUUGGCUUGACGGUGCAGUAUGACUGGGAGUCUUAUGUGGUGGUCACCCUUUCUGGUACCUUUGCCGGCAAGGUGUGUGGCCUGUGCGGCAACUUCAACGGCGACUCCAAAGAUGACUUUGCCACGCCCGGCGGCUCCCAGGCGCCCAAUGCGGUCGACUUUGGCCGCAGCUGGAAGGUUCCAGGCCUGGACAGUGACGCGCUCUGUCGAGACGAAUGCUCGGGACAGUGCAAGAAGUGCGAACACAGCCUGCUGAAGCGCUGGGAGGGCAAGGCCUUCUGCGGCCUCAUCACGCUCCUCGUGGACGGGCCCUUCCGUCUGUGCCACGCCUCCAUCGACCCGCACAUCUACUUUGAGAACUGCGUGUACGACGUGUGCAUGGGUGACGGGCUGAAGCACUUCCUGUGCCAGGCUCUGGAGGGCUACACCAGUGCCUGCCAGGCGGCCGGGAUCAAAGUGUUCGACUGGAGGAAGCUUGCUCAUUGCCCUGCCAAGUGCCCGGCACACAGCCACUAUGAGCUGUGUGGGCCCGCCUGCCCGGCCACCUGUGCGGACCCCACCGCCCCCUCCAAUUGCCGGGCCGGCUGUGUGGAGAGCUGCACCUGCGAUGCCGGCUAUGUCCUGAGCGGGGGCAAAUGCAUACCCUCGCUGAGUUGCGGCUGCCCUUACGAGGGCCGGCAUGUCCCGCCCGGAGAGUCCUUCUGGGGCGACAAGGCCUGCCAAAAACGGUGCUACUGCAAUCGCGUCAAAAACCAGGUGCACUGCAAGGACACCGGCUGCAAGGCCGGGCAGCAGUGCCAGGUGGUGAAGGGCAUUAGGGACUGCCACCCCGUCUCCCACAGCACCUGUUCCGCCACCGGAGACCCCCACUACCUCACCUUCGACGGGCGUCGCUACGACUUCCAGGGCACCUGCGUGUACCAGCUGGUGGGCGUCUGCUCCAAAGACCCUGACCUUGUGCCCUUCGAGGUGCUGGUGCAGAACGACUUCCGGGGCAGCAGGGUGGUAUCGUACACCAAGCUGGUGGAGGUCAAAGUGUACGGCCUGAGCGUCGUCAUCAGCAGAGGGAACAGAGGGAAGGUCCUGGUAAAUGGAGAGCUCACCCACUUGCCCGUGUACCUGGAAGAUGGCAAGGUGUACAUCUACAAGAGCGGCUGGUACGCAGUGGUCAAGACCAACUUUGGGCUGAAGGUGUCAUUUGACUGGAACAGCGCCGUCCACGUCACCCUCCCCAGCACCUACAGGGACGCCGUGUGCGGCCUGUGCGGUAACUACAACGGCAGAAAACAGGACGACCUGACGGAGAAGGGUGGCAAGGUCACGACCAGCGCCACCGAUUUCGGCAGGAGCUGGCGCGUGGCGGAGAUCCCGGGCUGCGUCCACGGCUGCAAGGGUGCCUGCCCCGACUGCGACAUCACACAGAAGCGGCAGUACGAGACCAACGCUUUCUGCGGCCUCCUGCGUGAACCCAAGGGGCCCUUCCGCGACUGCCACGCCAAGGUGGACCCUGCCGGGGCCUUUGAGGACUGCGUCUACGACGUCUGCCUCUACAAGGGCCGGAAGGACGUGCUGUGCAAGGCUAUCACCGACUACACCACGGCCUGCCAGGAGAGCGGGGCCAAGGUCUACCCCUGGCGCUCUGAAAAGUUCUGCCCUACCAAAUGCCAAUCGAACAGCCACUAUGAGGUGUGCAGCACCGGCUGCCCAACCACCUGUCAGAGCCUAUCCCCACCCCUGGGCUGCGAUUCACUGUGCCAGGAGGGCUGUACCUGUGAUGAGGGCUUCAUCCUGAGCGGAGACCGUUGCGUGCCCUUCUCCCAGUGCGGCUGUGCCUACGGCGACCGCUACUACCGCAUCGGCGAUGUCUUCUACCCCAACGGGAAGUGCAACGAGGAGUGCACCUGUAUGAAGGACGGAGAGGUGGUGUGCAAGGAGUUCUCCUGCGGGCCCAACGAGAAGUGUGAGGUGGCGAACGGGGUGCGGAAGUGCCAGCCCGUGGGCUCAGGAGUUUGCGUGGCAUCCGGUGACCCCCACUACACCUCCUUCGACGGGCGUCACUUCGACUUCCAGGGAACCUGCACCUACACGCUGGCCAAGGGCUGCGGCCUGGAGGGAACACACCUGGUGGCCUUCUCCGUGCAGGUGCAGAACGAGAGGUGGACGCCGGCCUGGUGGAAGAGGGUGUCCGUCACUGAGCUGGUGGCCGUUGAGGUCUACGGCUACACGCUGAUCAUGCGGGAGAACACUCCGGGCGUUCUGGUCAAUGGUGUGUUGAACAAUCUACCGCUGAAUCUGAAUGACGGGAAGGUGGUAGUCUACCAGGAGGGCAAACACUACACCCUGAAGACCAGAUUUGGCCUCGUCGUGACCUACGACCUCGUGUACCAUGUCACCGUCACCGUCCCGGGCAACUACCGUGGGAAGACCUGUGGCCUGUGCGGCAACUUCAACGGAAACAAGAAUGACGAGUACCGCCUACCCAAUGGAAGGCUCAGCAUGGACGUCAACGCCUUCGGGGCUGCGUGGAAGGUGGCCAUCCCAGGGGUGGUCUGCGACGACGGCUGCUCUGGCAACAAGUGCCCCACGUGCAACCCCAAGCAGAAGGCCAUCUUCCAGAAGCCCAGCUACUGCGGCAUCCUCAGCGAUCCCAAGGGGCCCUUCGCCGCCUGCCACGCCAAGCUGGACCCCAAACCCUACUACGCUGACUGCAUCUUCGACAUCUGCACGUCCAACGGCGACCGCAAGGUGCUGUGCGACAGCGCCGCGUCCUACGCGCUCAACUGCCACAUCGCCGGCGUCGACGUCAAGAGCUGGAGGAGCCCGUCCUUCUGCCCAAUGUCCUGCCCACCUCACAGCCACCACGAGGUGUGUGCGGACACCUGUGCCAACGCCUGCCCCGGCCUGGCGGAGGUCGCGCAGUGCCCCAGCACCUGCACCGAAGGCUGUGAGUGUGACGCUGGCUACCUGUUCAACGGCGAGAGCUGUAUCCAGGAGGACCAGUGCGGCUGCUAUGACAACGGACGCAGCUACAAGGCAGGGGAGGUGGUGUACGACGACGACUGCAAGCAGAAGUGCACGUGCGACGCCCUUAAAGGUCUGACCUGCCAGGCUCACACCUGCCCCAGCGGAACCAAGUGUCUGGUCAGGAAGGGGGUGAAGGCAUGCUUCAAUACAGAUCCCUGCAAGGACGCCAAGUGCCGGGUGAAGGAGACGUGCAGGGUGGAGAAGGGCGAGGCCGUGUGCCUGCCCCAGUACCACGGGACGUGCUGGGCCUGGGGCGACCCCCACUACCACACCUUCGACGGGCUCAACUUUGACUUCCAGGGCACCUGCAAGUACACCGUCUCGCAGACCUGCGGGGCCAACGCGGCCGGCCUGGUGCCCUUCUCCAUCCAGGAGCGCAACGACAACCGCGGCAGCACCGCCGUCUCCUUCGUCAGGGAGGUGGACGUCACCGUCUACGGCUACACCUUCACCCUGGUCAAGCACCAGUACGGCCGAGUCAUGCUGGAUAACGAGGUGCAGAACCUGCCCCUCCAAAUGGACCGGGACCUGGUGACGGUGACCCAGCGCGGGCGCACGGCGGUUCUGCAGACCAACUUCGGGCUGCGCGUCACCUACGACUGGAACUGGAAGCUGGUCAUCGAGCUCCCCAGCAGCUACUACGACAGCGUGUGCGGCCUGUGCGGGAACUUCAACGGCGACCGCAAGGACGAGCUGCACAACCCCGCCGGCAAGCCUGUGGCCUCCGUCAUCGACUGGGGCAAGAGCUGGAGGGUGCCCGACCCCCAGGACCCCACCUGCUGGGACCAGUGCCAGGCGGGCUGCCCCACCUGCGACCAUAACCAGCGCAAGCUCUACGAGACGGAGGCGCUCUGCGGCGCGCUCACCAACAAGGUGGACGGCGCGUUCAAGAGCUGCCACGACAAGCUGGACCCGCGGGCCUUCAUGGAGAACUGCGUCUACGACAUGUGCCUGCACAAGGGCGAUAAGAAGAUGCUGUGCCAAGCGCUGGAGUCCUACAGCGAGAUGUGUCUGCAGGAGGGGGUCGUCAUCAAGGGCUGGAGGACCAAGUUCGGCUGCCCCAUGAGCUGCCAGCCCCACAGUCACUACGAGGAGUGCGCCAGCCCCUGCCCGCUGACCUGCCCGUUCACGGACGGCGACCGCCCGGCCUGCAAGGCGCUGUGCUCGGAGGGCUGCGCGUGCGACAAGGGCUACGCCCUGAGCGCGGGGAAGUGCGUGCCCGAGAAGGCGUGCGGCUGCUCCUACCAGGGCCGCUACUACGAGCCGGGGCAGAGCUUCUGGGCCGAUGGGGGCUGCCACCAGCUGUGCGUGUGCGACGCCGCCCUGCGCAUUGUGGUGUGUCGCCCCGAGGGCUGCAAGGCCACGGAGCGCUGCGCGCUGGAGGGCGGGGUGCGGGCCUGCCGCCCCCUCAGCUACUCCACCUGCUCGGCCGCCGGGGACCCCCACUACCUCACCUUCGACGGGCGCCGCUUCAACUUCCAGGGCACCUGCGUGUACCAGCUGGCGGCGCUGUGCUCCAAGGACCCCAGCCUGGCCACGUUCGAGGUGACGGUGCAGAACGACCACCGCGGGAGCAAGGCCGUGUCCUACACCAAGGUGGUGACGGUGAAGGUGUACGGCGUCACCGUCACCAUCAGCAAGGACUACCGCUUCAAGAUCCUGGUGGAUGGGCAGUUCACCUCCAUGCCCUUCCAGUUUGACGGCGAGAGGCUCCAGGUGUUCCGCAGCGGCUGGACCGCCGUGCUGGAGACCGCGUUCGGCAUGCGCGUCACCUUCGACUGGAACAGCGUGGUGACGGUCACCCUCCCCAACACCUACCAGGGCGCCGUCUGUGGCCUGUGCGGCAACUACAACCGUAAUCCCGGCGACGACGGCACACUGCGCGAUGGGAAGGCGGCGGGGAGCGAGGCCCAGCUGGGGGAGAGCUGGAGGGUGGGCACGGUCCCUGGCUGUGUCUCUGGCUGCACGGGGCCCCUCUGCCAGGCCUGCUCCGGCUCCCAGCUCCAGGCCUACCGCGGCCAGCGCUACUGCGGCAUCAUCGCCGACAAGGCCGGGCCCUUCCGUGACUGUCACGCCCGCCUGGACCCCGCCCCGUUCCUGGAGGACUGCGCCUACGAUGCCUGCCACUUCAAGGGCCGCCAUAGCGCCGUCUGCCAGGCGAUCGCCGUGUACGUGGAGCGGUGUCAGAGCAUGGGCGUGGCCGUGCGCUCCUGGAGGAGCGACUCCUUCUGCCCGGCCUCCUGCCCCAAGAACAGCCAUUACCACCUCUGCUCCCCGGGCUGCGCCACCACCUGCGCCGGCACACCCACGCGCUGCUCCCUGCCCUGCCGGGAGGGCUGCCGCUGCGACGAGGGCCAUAUCCUGAGCGGGGACGCCUGCGUGCCGCUGGCAGAGUGCGGCUGCACCUACGGGGGGCGCUACUACAAGAAGUGCGAGGUCUUCUACCCUCGCGGCGAGUGCCAGGAGCGGUGCAAGUGCGGCGAGAACGGCGCCAUCCAGUGCGACAAGUUCAAGUGUGCCGCGGGCGAGGUCUGCAAGGUUGUGGGCGGGGUGGGCGGGUGCCACCCCGAGGGGGAGGGGAAGUGCGUGGCCUCUGGAGACCCCCACUACAUCUCCUUCGACGGGCGCCGCUUCGACUUCCAGGGUACCUGCGUCUACACCCUGGCCAAGGUGUGUGACACAGACGAGAGAAGGCUGGUCCCCUUCGUGGUGCAGGAGAGCAACGAGAAGUACGGCAAUGGCAGGGUGGCAGUCACCAAGGAGGUGUCGGUGGUGGUCUACAGCUACGUCAUCACCAUCAAGCAGGGCAUGAGCUGGAGAGUCAUCGUGGACGACGAGGAGACAAACCUGCCUCUGUAUCUGGACGAGGGCCGGAUCACGGUGACCCAAGAGGGCCGGAACAUCCUGGUGCGCACAGACUUCGGACUGCGGGUUCUGUACGACACCGUGUACUACGUGGAGGUGGUGGUGCCCUCCACCUACAAGGGCUGGAUGUGCGGCCUGUGCGGCAACUACAACGGCAACAGCAGGGACGACUUCCGUCUGCCGGACGGCCGCCAGGUGGCCAGCGUGGACGCUUUCGGCAAGGCCUGGACCGCAGACCUGCCGGGGCUGGAGUGCGCGGGCUGCGGGGGGCAGUGUCCCGUCUGCAAGCGGGCCGAGGCGGCCAAGCACAGCAAGCCCGACUCCUGUGGCAUCAUCAGCUCCAGAACCGGGCCCUUCCGGGCCUGCCAUGCCAAGGUGGACCCCAAGCCCUACCUGCAGCACUGUGUGUUCGACGUCUGCGCCCUGGACGGUGACCAAGGGACCCUGUGCAAGAGCGUCCAGGCCUACGCCAUCGCCUGCCAGCACGCCGGGGCAGAGAUCCACGCCUGGAGAACCACCUCCUUCUGCCCUGCCCCGUGCCCGGCGCACAGUCACUAUGAGGUGUGUGCGGACACGUGUGGCACUACCUGUGCCAGCCUGGCUGGCCCUGGCUCCUGCUCCAGCACCUGCUUUGAGGGCUGCCAGUGUGACCCGGGCUUCGUCUCCGACGGCGACAAGUGUGUGUCCAUGGAUACCUGCGGGUGCAUCCACGAGGGCAGAUAUAUGAAGUCUGGCCAGUCGGUCGUGAGUAAGGGCUGUGAGUCGGUGUGCACGUGUUACCCCACGGGGGCAGUGCUCUGUAAGAAGCAGCAGUGUGGCAUCGGGGAGACGUGCCGCGUGCGGGACGGGGUCCGGGGCUGCCACCCCAAAGAGGGCGACUGCUCCAUCAAGCCCGGCGGCCAUUUUGGCUCCUUCGACGGCCUGGCGGGGGGCACAGACUGGCACGGGGCCUUCGAGAUGGCCUCGCUCUGCGCCCUGCAGUCAGAGCAGUGGUUCCGCGUGGUGGUGGACGUACGGCUGUGUGAGAAGGGGGGGCGGGCCACCGCGGCUGCCGUCUACGUCUUCUUCAAGGACACGGUCGUCUCUGUCAACAACCGGCGGGAGGCCUGGGCUAACGGCAGGAAGCUGUCUCUGCCUGGCUCCCCGGCGAAGGACCUGUCCGUGCGCGUGACCGACAGCGCGGUUCUGGUGGAGAGGUGGUCUUCGCUGCGCGUGACAUACUACUUCACCCAGGAGGUGCGGGUCACCGUGGCCGUCCACCUGGCCGGGAAGGUGUGUGGUGCCUGCGGCAACUUCAACGGCAACGCCAAGGACGACCUGACCUCCGCCGCUGGCACCUCCAGCGUCAGCGUGUCCGAGGUGAUCGGGUCCUGGCACGCCGGCGAUUUCUCCCGCUGCGGCCUGUAAGACCAGCAUGCACCUGAACUGGAACCUCCCACAUCUGACAUCACAGACGAAGCCUCCUCAUCAUAAUGUCGCUUUCAUCAGAACUGGCUUCCUGUAAAAGUGUAAACCUGUCGCUUGUUCCCUCCAAUUUCGUUUCCCUACCUGAGGGCCUUGUUUCUCAACUCUUCUCAUCCAUCACUAUGUACGGAGUGGAUGGAGUUGUGUUGUACAUUUUUUUUUAACUAGGUUUUUUAAUUGUAUUUGGGUGGGGGGACAUGAAUCUUUCAUUUUCUGCCUGGAAUUUAUAGAGGUAAUAAUUUCUUGGAUGUUUACUGAAAGUAACAAAUAAAGAAGCAAUUGAACCA
Messenger RNA from Conger conger (European conger), 9372 nucleotides. Its product is annotated as IgGFc-binding protein-like. The record is from RefSeq and is a predicted model, not a curated record. Bases 8 to 9028 code for a protein of 3006 amino acids. The transcript has 24 exons. NCBI's taxonomy places the organism in Eukaryota, Metazoa, Chordata, Actinopteri, Anguilliformes, Congridae. Gene Ontology annotation, molecular function: protein binding.